This is a messenger RNA of Xenopus laevis (African clawed frog), 1629 nucleotides long. RefSeq names its product keratin 55 L homeolog (gene krt55.L). The record is from RefSeq and is marked provisional. NCBI's taxonomy places the organism in Eukaryota, Metazoa, Chordata, Amphibia, Anura, Pipidae. Gene Ontology annotation, biological process: epithelial cell differentiation; intermediate filament organization. Gene Ontology annotation, molecular function: structural molecule activity. Gene Ontology annotation, cellular component: intermediate filament; cytoskeleton.
CUGUCUACAAUUUCUUUUCUUUCUUCAGCAUGUCCUACAGUUGUGUGAAAGGUGGAGGUCAUACAGUAACAUCAGAUUUCAAUGAGAUCAAGUGCAAGCUUUGCGAGUUAUCGGGUAAAACAUGUCCAAGUUGUAGCAAUGUAGCUAGGGUUUCUAGCAGUGCCUUACCUGGUGUUGGUGGUGGCUUUGGUGCUGGUGGCUAUGGUGCUGGUAGUGGUGGCUAUUGUGGUGGUGGUGGCUAUGGUGGUGGUUUUAGUAAUAUUUACUGCAUGCUUUGCAGGGCGAGGGGCAUUAUAUGUGCAGGGUGUUGCAAUGUAGCUAAGACUGCUAGCAGUGCCUUUACUGGUGGCUUUGGUGGUGGCUUUGGUGGUGGUUUUGUUGGUAACUAUGGUGGUGGCUUUGGUGUUGAUGGCUUUGGUGGAGGCUCAAGUGGUGCUGGAGGACAAUAUGAUAGCAGCUUCUCUGAGAACAAGAAGGAAACCAUGCAGAAUCUUAAUGAUCGUUUGGCCAACUACCUGGACAAAGUGAGAGCGCUGGAGACAGCCAAUGCUGAACUGGAACGCAAGAUUAAAGAAUGGUAUGAAAAGCAACACACUACCAGUGAUGGAGGAAAGGACUACAGCAAAUAUUUGUCAUUAAUCGAUGAACUUAACAUGAAGAUACUAAAUGCAACUGUAGACAAUGCGGAAAUCGCCCUACAUGGUGAAAAUGCCAGACUGGCUGUUGACGACUUCAAAUUAAAGUAUGAGAAUGAGUUGUCCCUUUACCAGACAGUGGAAACUGAUAUAAAUGGCCUGCGCAAAGUCAUGGAUGAGCUUACCCUGUCCAAAUCUGAUCUGGAAUCUCAGCUUGAGAGCCUCAGAGAGGAACUGGCCUAUCUUAAGAAGAAUCACGACGAAGAGAAAAAGGGUGUCCAAAACAAUAAACUUAGCCAAGUUAACGUGGAAAUGAAUGCUGCACCUGGUAUGGACUUGACCAAAAUACUGAAUGACAUGAGAGCCCAGCAUGAAGCACUGGCUGAGAAGAACCGCCGGGAAGCUGAAGACCGUUAUAAUAAAUUGAGUGCGGAACUGAGACAAAAAAUAUCUGCUGGGGCGGGACAAGUGCAGACAAGCAAAAGUGAAAUCUCAGAACUUAAAAGAACAUUCCAAGCUCUUCAAAUUGAACUUCAGUCUCAAAUCGCCAUGAAACAAUCUCUGGAGAUGGCCUUAGCAGAAACUGAAGGCAGUUACUGUAUGAAACUGUCAAGGAUUCAGGUGACCAUUUCCAGCAUAGAAGAAGAACUGGCACAGCUCAAAGCAGACUCGGAGUGCCAGCGCUCAGAGUACCAACAGCUCUUAGACAUCAAGACAAGGCUGGAACAAGAGAUUGAAACAUAUCGUAAACUCCUGGAUGGAGAAGGGAGCGGAACAGGAAAUGGCUCCACUGGUUCUAGAGUGAGAACCGUCAAAGUCAUUACAUUUGUUGAAGAUGUGGAGAAUGGAAAAGUUGUUUCAAAGGAGGAAACGGUACAGCACUUAUAAACCAAUCGUCCAUUCUGGCCAAAGAUUCUUCUUCAAUGCAAGUUCCAUCUUUUAUUUUGCUUGACACACAAUCAUGUUAAUAAAAUGCACUUGCUUUAACCAAAUA